UGAUUGUAUUGGUAUCAUAUCCUCGGACCGCCCCUUUCCCCAUCCCUGUGCGGAGAGUCGCUCAAGCAGCCGAGGCGCACAGGCGGGACAUCCCGGCUGGACGACCGGCCGCUGCGGACCUGGCUACCUGGCCGAAAAAACUCCACCAUCAGACCUGGAAUAGCGUGAAGAAAAGAAAAUAAUAAAUAAACCGAAGUAUAAUCACCUUGUCCUUCUGGAAUCGCCAUUUAAAGAGGAGUCAGCCAGGCUCCAGCAGCGCACCCAAAAAAUACAAAGCCAGAGGACGAGCCGACCGGAGGGGGGGGGGGGACGACAACCAGGCACUGCCCGGAGAGAGACGUCCGACCUGGGGUACCAGAAAAGAUGGAGGAUUAGCAGAUAAUCCAGGUAGACGGUUCCAUGGUGCGACCACAGAACAGUUUGCAGCUGGACUCGGACCUAUUUCUGAGCUGAUGUCGACAAAGCCAAAGCCCAAAGCAACCGGGGGAAACCAGGCAACCUGACCACACUCCAACAGGCCUCGCUGCUUCCAAGAACCCAACUGCAUACUGUUCUCCUCAAUUUAUCUCUGUUUAACUCAGCCGGCUAUGCGUAACAAGACACUACGAAAAGUGGACUGAAUUUGCACAUGAUAAACAGCAAUAAUAUUCCAGCAAACUCCAAAGACUGAGGUUUAACUUUUCAACCUUAAGCGACUCCUAAGUGUGGUUUCACGAAGCGGGAAUUAGUUUUCAGAGUAAUUUUUUCGGUGCAUGCUUUGGAGGGACAGGACUGAAUUUGCGCAGUGAUAAACAGCGAUAAUAUUCUCAUGAGCUCCCAAGAAUGAGGUAUAACUUUUCAAGCUUUAACGAUUCCUAAAUGUGGUUUCAUGAACUCGGAGGAACUUUUCAGAGUCAUUUUUUAGGCCCACGCUUUGGAUCAACAGCAUCUGUGAAACCGCCGAAAUGUCAGUGAUUUUGUCAUAAAACUGGGAGGGAAAAAGAAAGCAUAAUUUUGUUGUUCAAAUUCUGCACUGAGUGGGAUUAACAGCAGUUCUGGACAUUGUUAGGUUCAUUUUCAGGAUUUUUUUUUCCACUGUUCACCUGUUGUGACCAUGAACCUGCAGGGAAAGCUGUCGGGCCUUAAAGGCCUCGUCUCCCACUCACACAGCAAGCGACGUUUUAAAGCCGAUCUCACGCCGGACAUGAUCAGCCCUCCGCUGGGCGACUUCCGCCACACCAUGCACGUGGGCCGCGGCGGCGACGUGUUCGGGGACACCUCCUUCCUCAGCAACCACGGCGGGACGGCCAACGGGAACAACGGGGAGACGGAUUCUACCUCCACCCCCGACAACAAGAUCGGGGCGUUCUUCACCAGGACGCUCCGUCACGUGAGGAAGGGCUCCGAGAACCGAUCCAGAGGCGGGUCGAAAGAUCUGUCGCCGCCACCGCCGCCCAUCUCGCCCAUCAUUAAGAACGCCAUUUCCCUCCCCAGGCUGGAUGUGGACCUGUCGAAUGGGAGUCCCACCGCCAAAGUGCUGUUCCCCAGUUCUCCAGUCACGCCAGAGGAGAAGAAAUGCUCUUAUGGUCUGGAGUCCGGGUUCGUCACUCUGCCGCGUCUGUCCCGCUCCGAGCGCCAGCAGCCCUCCAUCUCCAUCUCCACUUCCUGUUCCCCCGACGUCCACCGCGGCUCGCUGACCGACGCCUCCGACGCCAUCCUGUCCUCUGCCCCCAUCGUGACCUCCGACCCCGACACCACCGCCGCCACCACCGCCUUCUCCGACUCCCUCCCCUCCCUCACCUCCCUGGACACCUUCACCUUUGACCUCGGCCCCUCCCUCAUGAGCGAGGUGUUCGGCCUGAUCGGCAGCCCCGACAGCCACUCGGAGGAGCCCGGCCACACCUGGGAGAGCGAGGAGGCGGGGUCGGCGUGCGGGCUGACCAAUGAGGGCUCAGAGAUGGACUCGGCCACUAUCUCGUACGUGGACUCCCUGCUGAGGGAGGACUGUGGGAGCAGGAAGAGCCCGUACGGGGCGGAGUGGGACGAGGAGGAGGGCGGCGGGAUGGAGGUGAACGGAGUCGGGCUGCACCUUAAAGGGGCGGUGCCCGACGUGCUGAUGGGCUCGCCCGGUCGAGACAGGUUAGGGAUGAGCAUGGAGAGCGACAGGUUCCAGAGCGCCACGGACGUCCUCGCGCGGCACUACGGCGUCAGCGGGGUCUUAAAGGGGCAGAGCAGGAUGGGUCCUGCCGAUUCAGACAUGAUGAUCAUCACCCAGAUGAAGAAGAAAACGUCGUACAGUUACCUCGACGACGAAGAGGAAAUCAAAGUCUGAGUGGAGCAAACAUGAGGUGUUCUGACACUAAACAAAUGAUAAUAAAUGAUUACCUGAUUUAUGAUUGUUCCAUAAUUCCACCCCAAUCAGUCGCCUUUAAUUUUUUGUUAUGAGCAGCAACUCUUUUUGUUUGAGGAUGACCCUGAAAACCACAAACAUGAAGUCAUUCCUAUAUUCCACCGAGGCUAUUGGAUAUUGGAUUUGUCACUUUUAUCUAAUCACACUUCUAUGGACGUGAAACUGUGAUGCAGGUCUGUUGUUGAAUGUAUCUAAAACGAUAAAGGGAAGGACGAUGGCUGCACAGACGAUGGCUGAGGCGAAGAGGAGGAGCGGUGGGGGAAAAAAAAAGCAAUGUGAUUUAUUUCAAGUGGUCGUGACUCAUGAAAUCCAGACUGAAACAAAAGGGAGGUGUGGAAAGUGAGGAUGUACCAGAGAAAGUGGCCAGACACAAGGGAGUCUCCGAGGAAAGAUCAGCGGCAUGACUAAAUAUAGACGUUACGAAGCCUGUCACUCACUUUUUGUACUUCACACUCGACUUCCUCCCAUAUUAGGCGGCGGCGGGCGGGUGGGACUCACAAAGCGAGUCGCGGUGACUGUACAGAGCUCAGAGAGGAAAUGAGGAUAAAAAAAAAAAAAUCAAAGAGGAUUCAACCUAAUUCCAGGCUUUUUUCCUUUGUCAUCACUACAGAGACUUUUCACUCAGGAAUACACUACCAAAAAAAAAAAGAACAAAAGGGAGUAAAGGGAGCAAAUUAAGUGAAUUAAGAGAUCUGGUAUCUCUGGAUUUGUGAUGUGAAGCAAUAGCCUCUUGCAGAUGAAGUGAAACCAAAAAAAAAAAAAAAAAAAAAAAAA
Messenger RNA from Myripristis murdjan (pinecone soldierfish), 3163 nucleotides. It is a transcript of the gene cdc42ep1a, whose product is annotated as CDC42 effector protein (Rho GTPase binding) 1a. NCBI's taxonomy places the organism in Eukaryota, Metazoa, Chordata, Actinopteri, Holocentriformes, Holocentridae. The coding region runs from base 1094 to 2311 and encodes 405 amino acids. Gene Ontology annotation, cellular component: cytoskeleton; plasma membrane; cytoplasm. Gene Ontology annotation, biological process: Rho protein signal transduction; regulation of cell shape; positive regulation of actin filament polymerization. The transcript has 4 exons. Gene Ontology annotation, molecular function: small GTPase binding. The record is from RefSeq and is a predicted model, not a curated record.